CCACGUGUCUGGCCCUCGGUGGUCAGUCAGCAAAUGAAGGGCGAGGCAGUUGUCCAUUACUCAUGCCGUCUUGGCCAGCCUGGCUGUCCUACCGGACUGCAUUCACUGUCGAGAGUAUAAGUAUAGAGUGCGGGGUCGGGUUUCUUCCCCUCUUUUCUGAUUCCCAUCCAUCCAUUCUCUCCUCUUUAUCUUCAUCUUCAGUAUCAUCACCAUCAUCACUACUGCAUUACUGCAUUUUGGCAUCCUCCUUCGCAGAUCUCUUGACUGAGAAAUCCCAAUACUACCAUCAUCAUCAUGGGCGAGUCUAAGUGUCCCUAUAAGGCACAGGCCAAUGUGGCCGGCGGGGGCACGCGUAACACCGACUGGUGGCCCGAGCAGCUGAAGCUCAACAUCCUCCGCCAGCACACCUCCACCACCAACCCAUUGAAGGCCGACUUUGACUAUGCCGCUGCCUUCCAAAGCCUGGACUACUUUGCCCUCAAGAAAGACCUCCAUGCCCUGAUGACCGACUCCCAGGACUGGUGGCCCGCCGACUUCGGCCACUACGGGGGUCUCUUUAUCCGCAUGGCCUGGCACAGUGCUGGCACUUAUCGGGUCUUCGACGGCCGUGGCGGGGGAGGUCAGGGGCAACAGCGGUUUGCCCCCCUCAACAGCUGGCCGGACAACGUAAGUCUGGACAAGGCUCGUCGGCUCCUGUGGCCCAUCAAGCAGAAGUACGGCGACAAGAUCUCCUGGGCCGACUUGCUGCUGCUGACGGGCAAUGUUGCCCUCGAGUCCAUGGGUUUUAAGACCUUUGGCUUCUCCGGUGGGCGCCCGGACACCUUCGAGGCAGACGAGUCGGUCUACUGGGGUGGCGAGACAACCUGGCUGGGCAACGAUGUCCGAUACUCCGAUGGCAAGCCCGGUGUGGCGGCCGAGGGGGUGGUCGACAGCGAUCAGUCCCCCCAUCGCGAUAUUCACAAGCGAGACCUGGAGAAGCCCUUGGCGUCGGCGCACAUGGGUCUCAUUUAUGUCAACCCCGAAGGUCCGGAUGGCAAUCCUGACCCCGUCGCUGCGGCUCGGGACAUCCGCGUCACCUUCAGUCGCAUGGGGAUGAACGACGACGAGACGGUCGCCCUCAUCGCUGGCGGCCACAGCUUCGGCAAGACCCACGGGGCUGCCCCGUCUAGCAAUGUGGAGGCAGAGCCUGAAGGCGCGGGCCUCGAGUCGCAGGGUCUUGGUUGGAAGAACAAUCACCAGUCUGGCAAAGGCCCCGACACCAUCACCAGUGGCCUGGAGGUGAUCUGGACCAAGACUCCCACCAAGUGGAGCAACAACUACCUGGAGUAUCUGUUCCGCUAUGACUGGGAGCUCACUAAGAGUCCCGCGGGGGCUCACCAGUACGUGGCCAAGGACUCCGAGGCCAUCAUCCCGGACGCCUACGACUCCUCCAAGCGCCACCGGCCGACGAUGCUCACCACCGAUCUCUCCCUCCGCUAUGACCCCACCUACGAGAAGAUCUCGCGUCGUUUCCUCGAGAACCCGGAUCAGCUUGCCGAUGCCUUCUCCCGUGCCUGGUUCAAGCUCCUUCACCGUGACAUGGGCCCCCGCACUCGGUACAUUGGACCUGAGGCUCCCACCGAAGAAUUGAUCUGGCAGGACCCAAUCCCCGCCGUCAACCAUCCUCUCAUCGAUGCCAACGACAUCGCCUCCCUCAAGCGCACCAUCCUGGAGAAGAGUGGCGUUGACCGGUCGAAGCUGGUGUCGACGGCGUGGGCGUCCGCCUCGACCUUCCGGGCCAGCGACAAGCGCGGCGGUGCCAACGGGGCCCGCAUUCGCCUGCAGCCCCAGCGGGAUUGGGAGGUGAACCGACAGCCUGGGCUGCAGGAGACUCUAACCGCCCUCGAGUCCAUUCAGAAGGAGUUCAACGGCUCUGCUCCCAACGGAAAGAAGGUCUCCCUGGCCGAUCUAAUCGUGCUGGCUGGCAGUGCGGCCGUCGAACAGGCGGCUCGUGAGGCUGGCCAUAGCAUUCAAGUCCCCUUCAUCCCCGGUCGGACGGAUGCCUCGCAGGAGCAGACUGACGUCGAAUCCUUCAGUCAUCUGGAGCCGGUGGCCGAUGGCUUCCGCAACUACGGUCGCUCGACCCCGCGUGUGCGCACGGAGCAGUUCCUCGUGGACAAGGCGCAUCUCCUCAGCCUGUCUGCACCGGAACUGGCCGUCCUGGUCGGUGGUCUGCGCGUACUGAACGCGAACUACGAUGGAUCGUCUCACGGGGUCUUUACCUCCCGACCGGGCCAGUUGACCAACGACUUCUUCGUCAAUCUGUUGGAUAUGAGCACGGCCUGGAAGGCGACCGAUGGCAGUCGGGAGUUGUACGAGGGCACCGAUCGCAAGACCGGCCAGCGCAAGUGGACCGCCACGCGCGCCGAUUUGGUCUUCGGCUCGCAUGCCGAGUUGCGGGCCAUCGCCGAGGUUUAUGGGAGUGUUGAUGGUCCAGCUCGAUUUGUCAAGGACUUUGUGGCUGCUUGGGACAAGGUCAUGAACCUGGAUCGGUUUGAUCUCAAGAAGCAGUCGAUUGUGUCAUCUCGAUUGUAGUUUUGCCUGGGCACGCUAGUCUGUUUGUAAUGAGUUCACGCAAUGA
Molecule: messenger RNA, 2620 nt
Organism: Aspergillus japonicus CBS 114.51
Lineage: Eukaryota; Fungi; Ascomycota; Eurotiomycetes; Eurotiales; Aspergillaceae
Product: catalase/peroxidase
Exons: 1
Coding region: 295-2574 (759 amino acids)
Biological process (GO): cellular response to hydrogen peroxide; hydrogen peroxide catabolic process
Cellular component (GO): cytosol
Molecular function (GO): heme binding; catalase activity
Source: RefSeq, a predicted model, not a curated record